Hibiscus syriacus is the source of this 556-nucleotide messenger RNA. Its product is annotated as ras-related protein RABE1c-like. Gene Ontology annotation, biological process: protein secretion; regulation of exocytosis. Gene Ontology annotation, molecular function: GTPase activity; GTP binding. Lineage: Eukaryota; Viridiplantae; Streptophyta; Magnoliopsida; Malvales; Malvaceae. The transcript is spliced from 5 exons. Bases 6 to 392 code for a protein of 128 amino acids. The record is from RefSeq and is a predicted model, not a curated record. Gene Ontology annotation, cellular component: plasma membrane.
GUGCCAUGGGUAUUUUACUCGUGUAUGAUGUGACUGAUGAGUCAUCUUUCAAUAACAUUAGAAAUUGGAUUCGUAAUAUUGAACAGCAUGCUUCGGACAAUGUCAACAAGGUUCUGGUGGGUAACAAGGCUGACAUGGAUGAAAGCAAAAGGGCUGUCCCUACCUUAAAGGGCCAAGCUCUUGCUGAUGAAUAUGCCAUCAAGUUCUUUGAGACUAGUGCAAAAACAAACUUGAACGUCAAGGAGGUUUUCUUCUCAAUUGCACGAGAUAUUAAGCAAAGACUUGCCGACAGUGACUCAAAGGCUGAGCCACAGACGAUUAAGAUCAACCAACCAGACCAAACCGGAGGGGCUGCGGCAAAUGCUCAAAAAUCGGGAUGCUGCGGGCAAUGAACGAAACUUCGUUGAGGGUACAUGUUCUUCUCUAGGGUGCUGUUUUGGUCCGUCAAAACUAAUUUUGUUAUGACUAUAUUAUUAUUGCUUGUAUUCUCCUGCCUAUCAUUAUUUUGUAUCUGCAACUCUUUGGUGUGAAAUGUUAGAUCCAUGCUAUUUUAAAA